CGCGAGAGUUGCUUUUGCGCGCGAACUCUAAGUGCCAGGGUCGAACUCAGGGCCGGGUCGCGGCUGGUCACUGGACAGGGACUUGGGUGACGCGACGAUCUCAGCUGAUCUGGUCACCUUCGUCUCCCCGCCAUGGAGACCUCAGCGCUCAAGCAGCAGGAGCUGCCCGCGGCGGCCAAGAUCAGGAACCUGCCCUGGGUUGAAAAAUACCGGCCACAGACCCUGAAUGAUCUCAUUUCUCAUCAGGACAUUCUGAGUACCAUUCAGAAGUUUAUCAGUGAAGACCGACUGCCACACUUGCUUCUCUAUGGUCCCCCAGGGACAGGCAAGACAUCUACCAUCCUAGCCUGUGCGAAACAGCUGUAUAAAGACAAAGAAUUUGGCUCCAUGGUCUUGGAGCUGAACGCUUCAGAUGACCGAGGAAUAGACAUCGUUCGAGGACCAAUCCUGAGCUUUGCUAGCACAAGGACAAUAUUUAAGAAAGGCUUUAAGCUAGUGAUCUUGGAUGAAGCAGAUGCCAUGACUCAGGACGCCCAGAAUGCCUUGAGAAGAGUAAUUGAGAAAUUCACAGAGAAUACCAGAUUCUGCCUCAUCUGUAACUAUCUGUCAAAGAUCAUCCCUGCCUUGCAGUCCCGCUGCACGAGGUUUCGGUUCGGUCCCCUGACUCCUGAACUCAUGGUUCCCCGCCUGGAACAUGUCGUGGAAGAAGAGAAAGUUGAUAUAAGUGAAGAUGGAAUGAAAGCACUAGUCACUCUUUCCAGCGGAGACAUGCGCAGGGCUCUGAACAUUUUGCAGAGCACCAAUAUGGCCUUUGGGAAGGUGACAGAGGAGACUGUCUACACCUGCACCGGGCACCCGCUCAAGUCAGAUAUCGCCAACAUCCUGGACUGGAUGUUGAAUCAAGAUUUCACCACAGCCUACAGAAAUAUUACAGAGUUGAAAACUCUGAAGGGGUUGGCACUGCAUGAUAUCCUGACAGAGAUACACUUGUUUGUGCAUAGAGUUGACUUUCCGUCUUCAGUUCGAAUACAUUUAUUGACCAAAAUGGCAGACAUUGAGUACAGGCUUUCUGUUGGCACCAAUGAGAAGAUCCAGCUGAGCUCCCUCAUUGCUGCAUUUCAAGUCACCAGAGACCUGAUUGUUGCAGAGGCCUAGAUGCUCCGAGGGCUGUUCACAAUUCUCAGGGCUCUGCAGUGACGGAAGAACAGAGGACAGUUCCGGGAUGAACUGCAGCCUGGGGUCGUGGGAUGAACCAGUCACUCUAAAUCUUGGAAAAACUCCUUUCCAGGACAGGAUGGGCAGGCAUUUUUAAAAGUACCAUUUUUGUGGUGGUUUGGAGCAGAGAUGUACAAAAUAAUUUUAAUGUAUAACUCAUACUGCCCAUCUUUUAUAGGGGAAAAAAAUAACCUUUUUUAUUUUAAAGUUAUAAGGCUUUUACCUUUUAGUUGCUUGGAUGACAGGGAAUUAGCCUACCCUAUUUUGGUCUGGAACAGAAGACUUUCAAAUCUAAUAUGGUCCAAGUGUCUUCCUACUCAAGGUAAACAUCAUCUCCAAAAUUACAUUUACGAUUCUAAUAUUUGGCAUUGUGUCUUUAUCUAAUUUAAACAGAUGUUAACGAACGUCUGGCCAAAACUAUUAUACUUUUAUAAGAUGAGCUGAAUUCUCUGACUUUAAAAACUGGUCUUUUUAUUUACCCUUUGUGGUAGAAGAGUUACCAGCAGGUUCCAAAUUGAUGUGGAUGAUAGGAAAAAA
This is a messenger RNA of Macaca mulatta (Rhesus monkey), 1752 nucleotides long. It is a transcript of the gene RFC5, whose product is annotated as replication factor C subunit 5. NCBI's taxonomy places the organism in Eukaryota, Metazoa, Chordata, Mammalia, Primates, Cercopithecidae. The record is from RefSeq and is marked provisional. Gene Ontology annotation, biological process: DNA-templated DNA replication; DNA repair. Gene Ontology annotation, molecular function: DNA clamp loader activity; ATP binding; ATP hydrolysis activity. Gene Ontology annotation, cellular component: DNA replication factor C complex; nucleus.